Messenger RNA from Chaetura pelagica (chimney swift), 2721 nucleotides. RefSeq names its product SLIT and NTRK-like family, member 5 (gene SLITRK5). Gene Ontology annotation, biological process: axonogenesis; regulation of presynapse assembly; positive regulation of synapse assembly. The coding region runs from base 1 to 2721 and encodes 906 amino acids. Gene Ontology annotation, molecular function: protein binding. The record is from RefSeq and is a predicted model, not a curated record. The transcript is spliced from 3 exons. Gene Ontology annotation, cellular component: membrane. Lineage: Eukaryota; Metazoa; Chordata; Aves; Apodiformes; Apodidae.
AUGUACGCUUGCUGCUCUACAGUAACUUUGGAACAGGACCUCAACAAAAAAAUGCAUAUCUGGAUGCUGCAGACAAUUGCAUUUGCUUUAACAUCGCUAGUCCUUUCGUGGGCAGAAAGCAUCGAGUAUUAUGGGGAAAUCUGUGAUAAUGCAUGUCCUUGUGAGGAGAAGGACAGCAUCCUAACAGUGAGCUGUGAAAACAGAGGGAUCAUCAGCCUUUUUGAGAUCAGUCCACCAAGGUUCCCCAUCUACCACCUCCUGUUGUCUGGGAACCUUUUGAACAGGCUGUACCCAAACCAGUUUGUCAAUUACACAGGGGCUUCAAUUUUGCAUCUGGGAAGCAAUGACAUACAAGACAUCGAAACGGGGGCCUUUCAUGGUCUCAGGGGUUUAAAGAGGCUGCACCUGAACAAUAACAAACUGGAACUUUUACGAGAUGACACUUUUCUUGGGCUAGAGAGUUUGGAAUACCUACAGGUUGAUUAUAAUUAUAUUAGCAUCAUUGAACCCAAUGCCUUCAGCAAACUGCAUUUGCUGCAGGUGCUGAUUCUCAAUGAUAACCUCCUCUCCAGUUUGCCCAACAACCUCUUCCGUUUUGUGCCCUUAACUCACCUGGACCUAAGGGGUAACCGGCUGAAGUUGUUGCCCUAUGUGGGCCUUUUGCAGCACAUGGAUAAAGUGGUGGAGCUGCAGCUGGAGGAAAACCCCUGGAAUUGCUCCUGUGAGUUGAUUGCUCUAAAGGAUUGGCUGGACAGCAUCUCCUACUCUGCUCUGGUGGGAGAUGUGGUUUGUGAGACACCUUUUCGCUUACAUGGUCGAGAUUUGGAUGAAGUCUCCAAGCAGGAGCUUUGCCCCAGGAGACUCAUCUCGGAUUAUGAAAUGAGACCACAGACACCACUGAGCACCACAGGCUAUUUCCACACUACCCCAGCUUCAGUCAACUCUGUGGCCACUUCUUCUUCAGCUGUUUACAAAUCCCCCUUGAAGCCCCCCAAAGGGACCCGCCAACCCAACAAGACAAGGGUGCGCCCCACCUCCCGCCUGCCCUCCAAAGACCUGGGAUACAGCAACUACGGCCCCAGCAUUGCCUACCAGACCAAAUCACCGGUGCCUUUGGAGUGCCCUACUGCCUGCACUUGCAACUUGCAGAUUUCUGACCUGGGCCUCAAUGUCAAUUGUCAGGAGAGGAAGAUUGAAAGCAUUUCUGAACUGCAGCCCAAACCUUAUAAUCCUAAGAAGAUGUAUCUGACGGAAAACUACAUUGCUCUAGUACGCAGAGCAGAUUUUGUGGAUGCUACUGGGCUGGAUUUGCUGCACCUGGGCAAUAAUCGGAUCUCGGUCAUUCAGGACCGGGCUUUUGGGGAUUUAACUAAUUUGCGAAGGCUGUACCUGAAUGGGAACCGUAUUGAGCGGCUGAGCCCAGAGCUGUUCUAUGGGCUGCAAAGCCUGCAGUACCUCUUCCUGCAGUACAACGUCAUCCGGGAGAUAGAGGCAGGCACCUUUGAUCCUGUCCCCAACCUUCAGCUCUUGUUUUUGAACAACAAUCUGCUGAGGUCUUUGCCAGGGAACAUUUUUUCUGGUCUGUCUCUCUACAGGCUGAGCCUGCGGAGCAACCACUUCUCCUACCUGCCAGUGAGUGGGGUGCUGGACCAGCUGAAAUCCCUGCUGCAGAUCGACCUGCACGAGAACCCCUGGGACUGCACCUGCGACGUGGUGGGCAUGAAGCUGUGGCUGGAGCAGCUUAACACCGGCGUCCUGGUGGACCAGGUUAUCUGCGAGUCCCCUAAGAAGUUUGCCCAGAGCGACAUGCGGGCCGUCCGGGCGGAGCUGCUGUGCCCCGACUACUCGGACAUCGUUGUUUCCACGCCCACGCCGUCCCCGGGCCAGCUGCCGGCCAGGACCACCCCCUCGUCCUCCACCGUGCGCCUCAACGGCACGGCGGGGGGCGGCGCUGGCGGCGGCAGCUCGUCGGUGCCGCUCUCGGUGCUCAUCCUCAGCCUGCUGCUGGUCUUCAUCAUGUCGGUCUUCGUGGCGGCGGGGCUUUUCGUCCUGGUGAUGAAGCGGCGCAAGAAGGGCCAGGGUGAUCACGCCAGCGCCAACAACUCCGACGUGAGCUCCUUCAACAUGCAGUACAGCGUCUACAGCGGCGGGCACCACCACCACCACCCCCACGGGGGGGGCGCGGCGCUGCCCAAAGUGAAGACCCCCGCUGGCCACGUCUACGAGUACAUCCCGCACCCCCUGGGCCACAUGUGCAAAAACCCCAUCUACCGCUCCCGGGAGGGCAACGCGGGCGAGGAUUACAAAGACCUCCACGAGCUCAAGGUCACCUACAGCAGCCACCCCCUGCACACUAGCGAGCCGCGGGAGGAGCUGCUGUCCCCGGUGCAAGACGCCGAUCGCUUUUACAGGGGCAUUUUGGAGCCCGAUAAACACUCCUCCUCCUCCACGCUGGGCACACCCGGCUCCACCCUCCCCGACUACCCCAAGCUCCCCGCCACCUAUACCUACUCCCCCAACUAUGACCUUAGGCGUGCCCACCAGUACUCGCACCCGGGGCCGGGGGACAGCAGGCUCCGGGAGACAGUGCUCUACAGCCCCCCGAGUACUGUCUUUGUAGAGCCCAACAGGAACGAGUACUUGGAGCUAAAAGCAAAACUAAACGCAGAGCCGGACUACCUCGAAGUGCUGGAAAAACAGACCACAUUCAGCCAGUUCUGA